Molecule: messenger RNA, 3055 nt
Organism: Periophthalmus magnuspinnatus
Lineage: Eukaryota; Metazoa; Chordata; Actinopteri; Gobiiformes; Gobiidae
Product: carbonic anhydrase 1-like
Exons: 7
Coding region: 619-1395 (258 amino acids)
Biological process (GO): carbon dioxide transport
Cellular component (GO): cytoplasm
Molecular function (GO): carbonate dehydratase activity; zinc ion binding
Source: RefSeq, a predicted model, not a curated record
AAGGGAACACGGUGGAUUUCUGAAUGACAGCGUCUUCUAUCUUUUUGAGGACAUCUGUGCAAUAUUAUGGCGCGGGGAUCUGAUUUGGCGCUUCUGGACUGCCCCUGACGUUUUAUUUUAUUUUGCGUCUCUUCAUCUUUUACGCAUUCCUUCACAAGUGAAUAAUGACUGACGUUUGUCUUUGACUGGCGUGUCCUUCAAUGAAAACACUCACUACUGAUUAACUCGGCUUGGGAAAUCAACGCGAGAGUUCAGUGUCAGGGCUUAUCCUCGCACAGAGCCUCUCCAAACGCUACUGCGGGCCCCGUCGUGUCAUGAUGACUGGAGAGCGCGUUAGUGCAGUGGGAGAAGAGGAGCCGUAUUGAUCCAUGGCGGGCUAUGCAGCAGCGGUGCAGCUCAUCUAAACUCCCCCCAACCCUGUCAGAGCGCAGCCACUGCGCACAGCCAACGGCACCAGCCCGAGAGUCCCACAUGCACACACGCAGACACGCACGCGGACGGGACGGGGGGACCCUAUAUAAGUGCUGCAGCUGUCAGGUGGAGGACACUGCCUGCCUUUGCGUAAGGGAGCACGCACGUCAUUGGGAUUCCUGACUCAUAGACCCUCACUCAAUAACCAUGUCUUGGGGAUACGCACCACAUAACGGACCAGACAAAUGGGCCGACAACUUUCCGAUCGCCAAUGGACCACGGCAGUCUCCCAUUGACAUCGUGCCCGGGCAGGCAUCCUACGACCCCGGCCUGAAGCCCCUCAACAUCAACUACGACCCCUCCACCUGCAUGGACAUCCUUAACAACGGACAUUCCUUCCAAGUGACCUUCACAGACGACACAGACAGCUCAACUCUUCGCGAUGGACCCAUCUCAGGAGUCUACAGGCUGAAGCAGUUUCACUUCCACUGGGGGGCCUCUGAUGACAGGGGCUCUGAACACACGGUGGCUGGGACCAAGUUUCCUGCUGAGCUCCAUCUUGUGCACUGGAACACCAAAUACCCAAGCUUUGGGGAUGCCGCUAGCAAACCUGAUGGACUUGCUGUGGUUGGAGUUUUCCUGAAGGCUGGAGAUGACAACCCCAACCUCCAGAAAGUACUUGACUCCUUCAGUGCCAUCAAGACCAAAGGCAAGCAGACCUCCUUUCCUGGCUUUGACCCUUCCAUCCUCCUGCCUGGGUCUCUGGACUACUGGACGUACGAUGGCUCUCUGACCACGCCCCCUCUGCUGGAGAGUGUGACCUGGAUCGUCUGUAAGGAACCAAUCAGCGUGAGCUCUGGGCAGAUGUCCCAAUUCCGCAGCCUGCUCUUCACGCCCGAAGGUGAGGCCGAGUGCUGCAUGGUGGACAACUACAGGCCCCCCCAGCCGCUCAAGGGCCGCCCCGUUCGUGCUUCCUUCCAGUAAUGCCCCUCCCCCAUCACGACCCCCAUUCUGCCCCAAUGCCCUCACCCUUCCCCCUUUUGCCCUUUGACAGUUGCAGUGAGCACCCGUCCAUUUUUAAACAACUUCUGCACUGAGAUUAAUUAAUGAGGAGGAGUAUCCUAUUUUAUCCAACCAAAAAGAGACAACUUAAUAUUGGGCUGUUACAUUGUUUCAAGCCACAUCAAAUCAGAGAAACUUAGGCUAGCACUAGCACUGGUAAUGUCUAUAGUCAAAUGGCGGUUUGGUAAUGCAGCGUAAUGAUACUAUUGCAAAGCGGGCAUGAAAGAGUACACGCCAUCAAAAUGCAAAAAUGCGAGCUUACAGAUAAACUGUACGCUUUAGCCAUAUGGCAUUUGUUAGCUAAGUAGCUUGGGUUUGUUGACAAAGUUUGAUUUUGUUCAAUAUUUUUGUUUUGGGAAAAUUGUACUCAAAAGAAUCAGUUACGCUAAGUUGCAACACCAACUACUAAAAAAAAUGGUACUUCUCCUUUAAAGAAUUGAUAUAACAUCUGCCAUCCUUGGAUUAUACUGUUUUGUGCCAAUCUCUUAAGCCAUAAGAAAAGGGCUUGUCGUUCCUUACAUUUUAAACCAAGAACAUUUGUGUGUUAUUUUAAAUGGUGCUUAGUCGUGAGCUAGCUUGGAGCAAAAAGCACAAGCAAGCUGCCUGGUGCGGAGGGAUGGGACCACAGUAGGACCAUCUGUGAAGUGCAGGGUACAGAUACAAAGUCCUCCGUCCUCCCGUCGCCCCUUCCACUCUGAACGUAAUCUGUCCAAUGUGGUGACAGCGGCUUAGUAAAAUGUUCUGGACCACCCCCAUCACCACCAAAUGAGUCCGAAAUCCCCCUCUGGCUUUUACACAUAACAUCACUGUAAGAGCACACACUAGUAUCGGCACUGACCUGCUUAUUGAUUCACAGAGUUCAUAGGGACAGUGGCUUGUGCAUUCACCAGGAAAAUUAUUGCUUUUUGUUUCAAUUGUUUAAAAUGCAUGUGUAGGUGGAUUAUGUGUGUUUUUUCUGAUAAGUCUGAUGCACAGCUUGGCUACAUUCCAUCAUGCAAUGGAUUCAUUUAAAUACCAUAAUGAAAAUAUUAAAAAUAAUAAUAAUAAAACAUUUAUCAUGCAAUUGAAAUUACAGCUAUAUACCAAUUAUUAUGAGAUGAAUACAUUUUUGGUGUGCAUUUAGCCAGGCCUGCGACGUUAAGUCUUAAGUCAUUCUGUACAAAAAUGAAUAAUUUUGAUACUCUGGUAUGCAAUAUACAUGAAUGAAACUGCAUUUUAAUAUUUUUACAAAUUCAGCAUGUUGAUGCUUUAAACUGCAAGCGUCUGGUAAGCUAUGCCAUAGAUUGGUCAGCAAAAAACUGCUAGAAUAUAUAGCCAAGGAAGAGAAACCUGCCAACAGAUAAGUCCCUGCAGAGGAGAAUCAUUAACAAAGUGUGUUCGCAUUGUAAAGGGUCUCCGUUAGCACUUGAGCAAAAAUGCAAGAGUGGUUCAAAAUUGCAGUAUGUAUUUACGUUACGAUUGUAAUGAACUCAAAUGGAUUAUGGAAACGCCUUAUGCCAGUCACUUUUUGAACUUGUCCAGCACAAUGUGUUGUGUUGUUGUGGACUUUUUAGUAGUAAUAAAUAUAUUUUAUGAAAAAAUA